AUGGCUUCACAAAAAAUGAUCGUUGCUCUCUUCGUAGCAAUCGCAAUCUCAGGCUGUUUGGGAGGCCCUUCAGUUCCCGCAGUCCCAGCAGCCUUAGCUGCUGUACCAGCAGCAUACUCUGUCCCAUACGCCUCAUCUUACACCGCUAGUGUAGUUAACCAUGGUAUCGCCGCUCCCGUUGUUGCCGCUCCCGUCGCUGCUCCUUUGGUCGCCGCCCCUGCGAGAGUUGCAGCUCCACUUGUAGCUCCUGCAGCUGUUCCCGCUGCAUACGCUGCCCUUCCAGCAGCAUACAACGCUCUUCCUGCUGCUUACAGCGCAUAUCCUGCUGCCUACAGUGCUCUUCCAGCUGCAUACAGUGCUUUUCCAGCUGCAUACAGCGCUCUUCCAGCUGCAUACAGCGCUCUACCCGCAGCUGCUCCUUUAGUAGUCAGGAAGUAAGCGAAUUAAAGGAUAUUUGACCAAAUACAACAAACCAACUAUUAU
Diabrotica balteata is the source of this 483-nucleotide messenger RNA. The record is from the annotation of a GenBank genome assembly. NCBI's taxonomy places the organism in Eukaryota, Metazoa, Arthropoda, Insecta, Coleoptera, Chrysomelidae.